Messenger RNA from Rhizophagus irregularis DAOM 181602=DAOM 197198, 990 nucleotides. Lineage: Eukaryota; Fungi; Glomeromycota; Glomeromycetes; Glomerales; Glomeraceae. The record is from RefSeq and is a predicted model, not a curated record.
AUGUAUGAUACACAAACAAAUAUAGUAAAUUGGUUUUUCGAAAAAAUGAAAUUUUCCGAAAUAAUAAAAGAACUUUUACAUGAUAAAGCACAGGAGAAUUCGGAUAAUCUCGUAUCGUGGCCAUCACUGUGUAAAGAAUUGUUGCGAGAAGAAAAUCAAAAUGAACAGCAAUUUGACGAAAUUACAACACAUUUAUUUGAUUGUAUAAAUAUUCCACAACGAAAUCAGAAUUCAAGAUUUAAAAAUGGAAUCAUUGAAAGACCAUUUUAUUUAGCAUUUAUAGAAUUGCUUUACAAAUGUUUUGAAAAUGGUAAAUUUCCAGUGGAAUUUAAAACAAGUCAGUUAUCUAUGUUAGAAAAUAAAAAUUUAUCAAGAUUGGAACAAAUAGAAGAUGAAAUUAAACGUAUAACAAAUGAAUUACCUCAAAUUUCAACUUCACUAUUUAAUGAAUCGCAUAAAGAGAUACUUCAAGAAUUUCUAUUUACGUUUUUAGAUCCUAAAGAUUUAAAUACAUUUUUAGGAUUACGUACUACAGCAGGAUCAUCUAAUCAAUUACCUCCUUCAUUGAAUGAUUGUAUAAAAUCUUUUACAAAGCGUUAUAAUAAAAAGAAUGCCAAGCCACGAAUUAAAGGUGCUAAAGCUUUUUCUAAACAUUUUCAUAGAGAUCUUUCAAAUUCUUUUUGGGGAACUUGUAGUGGAACUGAAAAACAAAAAAAUGAGCAAGCUAACCGAAUUUUGGCAAAAAUUAUAAUGGAUGCCGCAUGGAUAAAUUUGCAUUCAAUGGUGCAUGAUACACGCGUUUUUGAAAUUCGUAAUUCGGAAGGUUAUGGUGCUCGUUGGGAAAUUCAAGAUUCUAAUACACAACCGUCAUCUCAAUCUUUGCAAGGUACAAUAUCAUCUUACGCGAGUGAUGACAAACCAAUAAUAAUUUUUCGCGGAUUUCUAGAACCUCAAAUGAAAGAUGGCCAUAUUAAAGGAUGGAUUCAUUAA